Molecule: messenger RNA, 5384 nt
Organism: Arvicanthis niloticus (Nile rat)
Lineage: Eukaryota; Metazoa; Chordata; Mammalia; Rodentia; Muridae
Gene: Tro
Product: trophinin
Source: RefSeq, a predicted model, not a curated record
GCUCAGACCUGAGGAGAGGCUUGGAGCGAGCAGACGUCCUCACGGCUCACGAGGGCGAGGCUCAGCUAUUAGCCUUUCAGAAAGAUGGAUAGAAGAAAUGACUAUGGUUAUCGGGUGCCCACAUUCCAGGGCCCUCCGCCUCCCUCUGGGAGCCUAGGGCUUCCUUUCUCUCCAGAUGUACAGAGGGAGACCACAGAAAAGGACGGCGUCCCAGUGACACAUACCCAGUUGCCAGCAACCAAUGACCCACCAGUUAGCAACCGAUCUAAGAAAAACAGGAACAAGAAGAAGAAGAAGAAGAAUAAGCCUAACGCUAACACCACACCCGCUCCCCCUCCAGUCCCAUCUGCCAAUGAUAAUGCUAGCAACAAGCCUAAAGUAACUUUGCAGACUUUAAACCUACCAAUGUUCACCCAGAUCAAUCAGGCUUCAGCUACUACAGAGGCACCCAAUACCCAGGCUUCAGUUACUGCUCAGACCAAGAAUGCCAAGACACAGAGAGUUACUCCCAAGGUAUCCCAAACUGGCAGUGACGAUGUCAGUACACAGCCCAAGCCACCAUUACAGGCCCUAAACCUGCCAGUUACUGCACCAACUAUCCAGUCUUCAGUUGCCAAUGAGUCAGCUAAUUCCCAGGCCUUGACAGCUAUGGGCAAAUCCAAGAACGCCUCUAAGGGAAAGAAUAAAGCUGCCAAUAAGAAUGUACCUAGUGCCACUGAGAUCUCACUGGCUUCGGCUGCCACCCACACACCUACUACCCAAGGCCAAAGUGCUACUACCCAAGGCCAAGCUGCUACUACCCAGGGCCACGCUGCUACUACUCAAGGCCAAGCUGCUACUACCCAGGGCCACGCUGCUACUACUCAAGGCCAAGCUGCCAGGGAGACAGGUAGUAUCCAGGCUACAGCAGCCACUGGCCGAAACAAGAAAAGUCCCAAAGGAAGAAGAACACCUGUUAAGACCACAAAUACAGACCCUGAAUAUGUAGAGCCCUCAAAUGCCACUGAGGUAGCUAGCAGACAGAUUGAGGCAUCAGCUGUGGUUCCUAGGUCCAAAAAGCCCAAGGGGAAGAAGGCUAACAAUAAAGGCCCAAAUUCUGCUUCUGAGACGUCUGAGGCUCCACCUGCCAUUCAAAUGGUCUCAAACCAUGCCCUAUCAGUCACUGUACAGAUUAGGAGAGGGUCUAGGGCUCGAAAGGCUGCCAAUAAAGCUCGGGCAACUGAAAGCCAGCCUCAGAUCAAUGACCAAGGAGCUCAGGCCUCUCAGGAAAACAUAAAUGCCCUGGAGACUCACGUUGCUGCUGCUGUCCAGGCCUUGGCAGAUGACUAUCUGGCUCAGUUGACCUUAGAACCCACAACCAGAACCCGGGGCAAGAGGAACCGGAAGUCUAAGCAUCCCAAUGGAGAUGAGAGAACUGGGAAUUUCAGACGGUUCCCAUGGGGCAGGAGGCUUCCACCACCCCGAGAUGUGGCCAUUUUGCAGGAAAAGGCAAAUAAGUUGGUGAAAUACCUGUUGCUUAAAGACCAGACAAAGAUCCCAAUCAAGCGCUCAGACAUGCUGAAGGAUGUCGUCCAAGAAUAUGAGGAUUAUUUCCCGGAGAUCAUUGAACGAGCAAGCUAUGCUCUGGAGAAGAUGUUUCGAAUCAAUCUGAAGGAAAUUGAUAAGCAAAAUAGCUUGUAUAUUCUUCUCAGCACUCAGGAGUCCUCUUCAGGCAUACUGGGAACGACCAAGGACACACCUAAGCUGGGCCUCCUCAUGGUGAUUCUGAGUGUUAUUUUCAUGAAUGGCAACAAGGCCAGUGAGGCUGUCAUCUGGGAUGUGCUGCGCAAGUUGGGGCUACACCCUGGGGUAAAACAUUCACUCUUUGGAGAAGUGAAGAAACUCAUCACAGAUGAAUUUGUGAAGCAGAAAUAUCUGGAAUACAAGAGGGUCCCCAACAGCCGACCACCUGAGUAUGAAUUCUUCUGGGGCCUCCGGUCUUACCAUGAGACUAGCAAAAUGAAAGUCCUGAAAUUUGCAUGCAAGGUACAGAAGAAAGAUCCCAAAGAAUGGGCUGCUCAGUACCGCGAGGCAGUUGAGAUGGACAUUCAGGCUGCAGCUGUGGCUGUGGCUGAGGCUAAGGCCAGGGCUGAGGCAAGAGCCCAAAUGGGGAUUGGAGAGGAAGCUGUGGCUGGGCCCUGGAAUUGGGAUGACAUGAAUAUUGACUGCCUAACAAGGGAAGAGUUGGGUGAUGAUAUGCAGCCCUGGACCAGAUUUUCCUUUGAAAUUGAACCCAGAGCCCAAGAAAAUGCAGAUCCCACCAUUGAUGUCAACUUCAACCAAGGAGCUAGUACCAGAAAUAGCUUCAGUGAUGGUGCUAGUGUUAGUUUUGGUGGUAUAGCCAACCCCAGUGGUGGGUUUGGUGGCCUAUCUAACCCCAGUGGUGGCUUUGGGGGCAGAAAUGGCAUUACCUUUGGGAGUGUGCCCAACACCUCUGCCAACUUCAGCAAUGUACCGAGCAUUAGCUUUGGAGACCCACCUACCACUAGCACCAGUUUCAGUGGCACACCCAGUACUAGUGCCACUUUGUGUAACACAGCGAGCAUUAGCUUUGGUGGUGCACCCAGCACUACCACCAGCUUAAGCAACACGGCGAGCGUUAGCUUUGGUGGUGCACCCAGCACUACCACCAGCUUGAGCAACACGGCGAGCGUUAGCUUUGGUGGUGCACCCAGCGUCGGGAAUAGUUUCAGUGGUGGAUCCAGCAUUAGCUUUGGUGGUGCUCCUACCACCAGUACCAAUAUCAGUGGUGGAGCCAGUAUUAGUUUUGGUGGUGCACCUUCUACCAGUGCCAGUUUCAAUGGUGGAGCCGGCUGUGGCUUUGGAGGCACACUUAGCAGUAUCAGCACUGGCUUUAGUGGUGCACUCAGCACAAGCACCAGCUUUGGCAGUGCACCGACUACAAGCACUGUCUUCAGUGGUGCAGUCAGCACCACCACUGGCUUUGGAGGCACACUUAGCACCAGUGUCUGCUUUGGUAGUUCUCCCUACUCUGGUGCUGGCUUUGGAGGCACACUCAGUACCAGUAUCUCCUUUGGUGGUUCUCCUAGCACCAAUACUGGUUUUGGUGGGACACUUAGCACCAGUGUUUCCUUUGGUGCGUCUUCUAGCACCAGCUCUGGCUUUGGUGGCACACUAAGCACUAGUGUCAGCUUUGGUGGCUCUUCUGGUGCCAGUGUUGGCUUUGGCGGUACACUCAACAGCAGUACCAGCUUUGGUGGUUCCAUCAGCACCAGCACUGGCUUUGGCAGUGCACUCAACAGCAGUGCCAGCUUUGGGGGUGCACUCAAUAGCAGUGCCAGCUUUGGGGGUGUACUCAAUGGCAGUGCUGGCUUUGGCGGUGCCAUCAGCACAAGUGCCACCUUUGGUGGUGUACUCAAUGGCAGUGCUGGCUUUGGGGGUGCCAUGAGCACCAGUGCCACCUUUGGUGGUGCACUGAAUAGCAAUGCUGGCUUUGGUGGUGCACUGAAUAACGGUGCUGGCUUUGGGGGUGCCAUGAGCACCAGUGCCAGCUUUGGUGGUGUGCUGAAUAACAGUGCUGGCUUUGGGGGUGCCAUCAGUACGAGUGCCAGCUUUGGUGGUGCGAUGAAUAACAGUGCUGGCUUUGGGGGUGCCAUCAGUACGAAUGCCAGCUUUGGUGGUGCGCUGAAUAACAGUGCUGGCUUUGGGGGUGCGCUGAAUAACAGUGCUGGCUUUGGGGGUGCCAUCAGUACGAAUGCCACCUUUGGUGGUGCGCUGAAUAACAAUGCUGGCUUUGGGGGUGCCAUCAGUACAAAUGGCAGCUUUGGUGGUGCGAUGAAUAACAGUGCCAGCUUUGGGGGUGCAAUCAGCACCAGCCCUGACUUUGGUGGUGCAUUUAGUACCAGUGUUGGCUUUGGUGGCACACUUAGUACCACUGACUUUGGUAGUACCCAUAGCAACAGCAUUAGCUUUGGCAGUGCUCCCACUACCAGCGUUAGCUUUGGUGGGUCUCAAAGCACUAACCUCUGUUUUGGUGGAGCACCCAGCAACAGUCUCUGUUUUGGCAGUGCAUCUAACACCAACCUAUGCUUUGGAGGCUCUUCCAGCACCAACUCCUGCUUUAGUGGUGCUACCAGUGCCAAUUACAGUGAGGGGCAAAGCACCAGUGGGAUUUUCAGUUUGGGGAAUGGGCUAAGUACCAGUGCUGGCUUUGGAAAUGGGUUGGGCACCAGUGCUGGCUUUGGCAACAGUCUAGGUACCAGCACUGGCUUUGCUGGAAGCUUAGGUCCCAGUGCUAGCUUCAACGGUGGCCUGGGCACCAACACUGGGUUUGGUGGUGGACUAGGCACCAGCACGGGUUUUAGUGGUGGAGUAAAUCAUAAUGCUGACUUCAAUGGAGGACUGGGUACCAGUGCUGGCUUCAAUGGUGGACUAAACAGUAACACUGAUUUUGGUGGUGAACUGGGCACGAGCGCUGGCUUUGGUGAUGGACUGGGAAGCAGCACCGGCUUUGGUGGUGGACUGGUCACUAGUGAUGGCUUUGCUGGUGACCUGGGUACCAAUACUGGUUUUGGCGGCACACUUGGCACUGGUGCAGGCUUUAGUGUAAGCCUCAGCAAUGGCAAUGGCAAUGGCUUUGGCAAUGGGCCUAAUGCCAACUUCAACAGAGGACUGAAUCCCAUCAUUGGCUUUGGCAGUGAUUCCAACUCCAGCAGUGGCUUUACUGGUGAACCCAACACUGGCUCCAACUUCAGUAAUGGACCCAGUUCUGUUGUUGGCUUUAGUGGUGGACCAAGCGCUGGUGCUGGCUUCUGCAGUGGACCAAGCACUGGUGGCUUUGGUGGUGGACCAAGUACAGGACCUGGCUUCGGUGGACCCAGCACUGGAGGUGGCUUUGGAGGACCAAGCACUGCUGCUGGCUUUGGUAAUGGACUGAGCACCAAUGCUGGAUUCAGCGGUGGACCACCAAACACCGGUAAUGGCUUUGGUGGUGGACCGAACACCAAUGCUGGAUUCGGCGGUGGACCACCAAACACCGGUAAUGGCUUUGGUGGUGGACCGAACACCAAUGGUGGAUUCGGCGGUGGACCACCAAGCACCGGUACUGGCUUUGGUGGUGGAAACGCUAACCACGGCGCCUGUGGCUUCCCUUACGGCUAGUGAAGUUUCAGGCUUGCUUCCCCUGUUUACAGACAACGCUAAGUGCAGCAGUACCUCCCGAGGAGCCAAUGUGCAGCUUUGGAAUUGUCCACCCAGCAGCCUAAGCUCUAUUACCCAUCAGCUGAGUGAAACACUGAAAAAAAUCUGCUGUCCCUGCUUUGUGUUUGCUUCCUGUGUUGUUGUUGUAUUUUGGUAUCAGAGUUACAUUAAAUUUGCCAAAGGAA